This is a messenger RNA of Lucilia cuprina (Australian sheep blowfly), 1789 nucleotides long. RefSeq names its product 2-oxoisovalerate dehydrogenase subunit alpha, mitochondrial (gene BckdhA). Gene Ontology annotation, molecular function: oxidoreductase activity, acting on the aldehyde or oxo group of donors, disulfide as acceptor. Gene Ontology annotation, biological process: branched-chain amino acid catabolic process. The coding region runs from base 128 to 1447 and encodes 439 amino acids. Lineage: Eukaryota; Metazoa; Arthropoda; Insecta; Diptera; Calliphoridae. The record is from RefSeq and is a predicted model, not a curated record. The transcript is spliced from 5 exons.
UUAUGUAAUUUUUUUUGCAGUUGUGUUCGAGGUGGAUAGAAACACGAUCAGUUUUUUUAGUUUUUAUUAAUUUCUGCAAAUAAAUUCCAAAUUUACCCUAAUUUAUCCCUUUGUAAAACUAUUCAAUAUGUCUUUUCUACGCCAAACUUCCAAUUUAUUAAAAUCAGUUGUGCGUUCUUCGAAAAUUCAAGGCCAAAUAAAGAAUGUGGCUGCUGCAUCACAAUUGCGUUACUAUAGCAGCGAGAAUGCUGAAGAUGCUUCCAACUUUCCAGGUGCCAAGGCUCCGUUCGUUACACAACCUAGUUUUACCAUGCCUUCAGAUUAUUCUCCCAUACCCAUUUAUAGGGUAAUGGAUCGCGAGGGUAAUAUUAAGGAUGAAUCACAAGAUCCCAAAUUGGGCAAGGAUAUCGUGCAGAAAAUGUUUCGUGACAUGGUUUUGUUAAAUACAAUGGACAAAAUUUUAUAUGAAUCCCAACGUCAGGGUCGUAUAUCAUUCUAUAUGACUAAUUUUGGCGAAGAAGCCAGUCAUAUUGGCAGCGCUGCCGCUUUAAACCUGAGCGAUUUGAUAUACGGUCAAUAUCGUGAAGCUGGUGUUUUGGUUUGGAGAGGUUUUACGAUCGAACAAUUCAUAAAUCAAUGUUAUGGCAAUGAUCUUGAUUUGGGUAGAGGCAAACAGAUGCCUGUUCAUUAUGGGUCCAAGGAAUUGAAUUUUGUUACAAUUUCUAGUCCUUUGUCCACACAAAUGCCUCAAGCUGUUGGUGCUGCUUAUGCAAUGAAACGUCGUGAAAAUAACGAUAGUUGUGUUGUUUGCUACUUUGGUGAAGGUGCUGCAUCUGAAGGCGAUGCUCAUGCUGCUUUCAAUUUUGCUGCCACUUUAGAUUGUCCUGUUAUUAUGUUCUGUCGCAACAAUGGUUUUGCCAUUUCAACACCAUCUCAUGAACAGUAUAAGGGUGAUGGUAUAGCUGCACGCGGUCCCGCUUAUGGCAUAGCAACAAUUCGUGUUGAUGGUACUGAUGUGUUUGCAGUUUACAAUGGCAUGAAAAUGGCUCGGGAAUACACUUUGCGUGAAAAUAAACCAGUUAUUUUUGAAGCUAUGGCUUAUCGUGUUGGACAUCAUUCCACCUCAGAUGACUCAACUGCCUACCGUUCGGCUGAAGAAAUUGAAAUUUGGAAUUCCACAGAACAUCCCAUUUCCAAGCUUAAGAGCUAUAUGAUUAAACAGGGUUGGUUUAAUGAAGAAGAGGAAAACGCUUUUGUUAAAGAUGUACGCAAACAAGUUUUAAAACAAAUUUCUGUAUCUGAAAAGAAACUGAAACCCAGCUACAAGGAAAUGUUUGAAGGCGUUUAUGAUGAAAUGCCUCAACACUUAAAAGAACAGUUGAAGGAAUUGGAAGAACACGUAGCCGCUCAUAAAGAUUACUAUCCCGUUAAAAACUUCAAAGCCUAAACGAAGGAAUAGAACAAUUCUUUAGCAUUUUCUCAAAUGAACGGACCCAACAAAGAGACUAGUUUAAAGUGCAUUUAUUAGUUUAUUUAAGUAGUACAAGUUAUAUAAAUAUAUAUAUGUAAAUAAUUUUAAAGCAAUUAUUAUUUUUGUUUGAGGGUAUAAUUUUAAAAAAACCAAAUAAUGUAUUGUUGUUAAUUGGACAAAAGUGUAUGUUGUAUUUCCUUCCGAAAAUAUAUAUUUUUUAUAUUAUGUGUUUUAGCCGCUAAUUGAAAAUAUACAGAGCAUAACAGCAGUUUAAAAAUAAAAAAACAAAGUCGUUUUUUUUUCAUUAAAACUUUAAUA